Molecule: messenger RNA, 2211 nt
Organism: Adineta steineri
Lineage: Eukaryota; Metazoa; Rotifera; Eurotatoria; Adinetida; Adinetidae
Source: the annotation of a GenBank genome assembly
AUGGUUGACGCCGUGUUUAACCAAGCUGAUCUUAAUAAAGAUCAACGACUUGAUUUCAAUGAAUUUCGUAAUCUUAUUGCCCAAAGUUUGGGUGCAGGAGCUGGAGCAGCAAGUUAUGCAGGAAGUACAACCGCUGGUAAUGGUGGUGCUAAUCAAUUUACAACAAGUUCGACUACUGGUGGUAAUAAUCAGUAUACAACAAGUUCGUACGAAGCAUCAGGACAUGCCACCUUUGCUGAAGGUAAUGGUACAAAUGGAAGUUUUGGUAGUACUGGCGCAAUCGGAGCAAGCCAUGGAAAUGAAACAGGUAAUGUCGGCUGCGAGGGAAGCUAUAGUUCUUAUGAACGUUCAUCGUUCACACCAACAUCCGGUGUUGAUGUGACUGGCUUUGAUGCCAACACAUCAGCGGGUAUUGGUGGGUUCGAUGCUAGUUCAGCUAGUAGCUACGGAGCCGGCGGAAUUGAAGCAAGCUCAGCAUCUGCUGUAGGUUAUGGAGGUGGAGAAACUGCUGGUGCAUCAUCAUCAACAUUCGAAACAACUAGUUCACAAAAUCAAGUACAAGUAAAUGGCGGCGCCAACGCUCAAAAUCUGUACCAAGAUCCUAAUCCACAAAUCAUCCGACGACCAGCACAAGGUGGACCAGUAACAUACACACAAAAUGUUAAAAUUCGAUUUCUUCAACCACCACCUAUUCCACCACCAGGCCCACUUAUCAUUAAAGAAGUACGACCACCUCAACCACCACCACCACCACCACUUCGUGUUCGUCAACAAGCACCACCCCCACCUCAACCACCUCCACUUAUUCUACGUGAAAAACCACCAGCGCCACCAUCAAAUACUGGUUCACAAACUGUUCUUCGACGAUUACCUGCUAUACCUGUCCCCCCUCGAUCAGUAAUUAUCGAACGUUUACCAGCAUUACCACCAAAACCACGUGAUAUUAUCAUCGAACGAUGGGUUCCGUAUUCACACACAUCGAAACGAAAAACUAUCGUGCAACGUGCAGAAGCAGCAAAAGACUAUCCAAAACCACGUAAUAUUAUCAUUCAAUAUGAACCAGUACAAGUACGUGUUGUUCGACAAUUCCAACGUCUCGGUGUUACACAAGAAAGUCCAGCUGCAUAUGUUCAACGCUAUGGAUCAUCACUUUUAGAAGCACAAACAUUAGUACAACAAGCUCGUGCUGCUGGUGUUGUUGAAGAUAUUUCACCACCAAAAGGUGGCCCUAGUCCUACAGGAAGUUCAGCAUCACUUAAUGGUGAAUAUAAUAGUGCAGGUUCAACUGUUGGAGCAACCAGUGGUGUUGAUCUUACAGCUGGUGGUGCAGGUUACGGAAGUGCUGGUGCUGAUUUCACAAGUGCUGGUGCUGAUUUCACAAGUGCCGGUGCUGAGCAUUCAACUGGUAGUGUUGAUUAUUCAGGUGCUGCUGCUGAUUUCUCAGGAGGUGAAGGUCUUGAUUAUACAACUGCUGGUGGUGAUUAUGCAACUGGUGGUGAAAUUGGAACUUCUGCAUCGCCUGCUCAAUCAUUGAAUCGUAGUCGUAGCGGUAGUCAACACAGAAAUGCAAGCAUCAGUGGUGGUUAUGGUACAACACAAGUUACUGGUGGUAGUCAUAGAAAUUCAGUCGCCACUGGUGGUUAUGAUACAACACAUGUUACUGGUGGUAGUAGUCAUAGAAAUUCAGUCGCCAAUGGUGGUUAUGAUACAACACAUGUUAGUGGUGGUAGUCAUAGAAAUUCAGUCGCCACUGGUGGUUAUGAUACAACACAAGUUACUGGUGGUAGUCAACACAGAGCUUCAAACUUCACUGGCUUUGAUACAACUCAAGUUACUGGUGGUAGUCACAGAAAUUCAACCGUCGCUGGUGGUUUCGAAACAGCACAAACUAGUGGUGGUAGUCACAGAGCUUCAAACUUCACAGGUUUUGAUGCAACACAAGCUAGUGGUGUAGAAGGUUUUCCAUCAACAUACGAGAGAGGAACUUCAUUUGCAUCUCAAAGCGGUCGUGUACAAUCUCCAGGAGCAGACUUCGUUGGUGCUAGUGCAUCUGGAUAUGAAAGUUAUAACGGUACAAGUGGUGUUGCUCAUUCAGAAGAUAGUGAUCCAGCUACUAUUGCCUUCAAUGAAGCAGAUUUGAAUAAAGAUGGUACACUUGAUCCCAAUGAAUUUCGUCAAUUUCUUAGCGCUCAAUUUCAACAUCGAACAUAA